GACAGAAGAACAGGAAGCCUUAUCAACUCUUUACCAAAGCUGUUAAUUUAUCCUCACUUAAUCUUAUGCUGUAGAUUUGAUUGGUUGAAAUGAGUUUUAAUGCUUUGUCAGUUGAACGUCAUUUAAAUAGAUUUGUUGUACAAGUUUAGUUUUGAGCCCUCCCUUUAGAAGAGCGGAUACAUGAGUAUGUGCAACUCAAAAGGAUGUGGUCGAUUGUGAGAUGAGGAAGAAAGCGAGGAGGAAGGAGCACACUGAACUUUAACAAAAAUUAGCUGUGUGACAGAAACAGAAGCCUGUAAAGUCGGAUCGUUUCAACCUUUCUCAUUUUGAGUGUGUCGAGUUUGUAUAAAGAUGCACUGAAGAAAAGACGAGAUGGAAGUGGAGGAGAGUGGUGUACCAAGGACUUCCUGGUCUGCAGCACCCGAUGAAAGACACGUUCCCUGUGACCAUGCAGGGAAAAAGAGAAAACAAGACCCAGCCCCUGGGCCUGUCAUCAGAAUCACAGAGGAUGAAGAGGAAGACGAGGAGGAUGAAAUGAUGUCUGAGCACAUGAAGGAUUCAGAGGAGCCAAGUAAUAAAAGAGUCAAACCAGUGGUGAAGUCCAACAGCCUAACAGGGGUCUUAACACCAGUGAAGACCCCUGCUCUGAAACGCAUCGGACAGUCUAUUUCGAGGUCUAUCAGUUUUCGCACUGAAGCUCGACCUUUACCCCCGGCCCCCCUGCGUCCUCGCACCAAGGCCUCGUCCUUUCCACGCCGGCGCAACAGCCAGUGCUGGAGCGACACUGUGGAGAGUCAUGACCUCACUGCAAAGGAAAUCAAACGGCAAGAGGUGAUCUAUGAGCUCACUCAGGGAGAGAGACAACUGAUUGACGACCUCAGUCUGGUCAGGAAGGUGUACUAUGAGCCCAUGCUGAAGUUGGACAUCAUGACAGAAAGUGAGCUCGGACAAAUCUUUGGUACACUGGACUCUCUCAUUCCUCUCCAUCAAGAUCUCCUGAGUCGUCUGGAGCGUCUGAGGGGAUCAGAGAAGACAGUUGGAGAGGUGGGGCCUACUCUGAUGAACUGGUUUCCUUGCCUGGAGUCCUACGUCACGUACUGCUGUAACCAGGUAGGGGCCAAAGCUCUGCUGGACCAGAAGAAGCAGGAGAAAAGAGUGGAGCGCUUUCUGCGCCUGUGUCAGGAGUCCUCAUUCAGCAGAAAACUGGACCUGUGGAACUUUCUGGAUCUUCCCAGAAGCCGUUUGGUCAAAUACCCGCUGUUGUUGAAAGAGAUCCAGAAGUGCACACCUCCAGAUCACCCAGACGAGGACACAUUACCUGACGCUUUGGAACUGAUUCAGAGCAUCGUGGGGGAGGUGAACAAGAAGACCGGGGAGGCAGAGUGUCAGUUCUACAGGCGAGGUCUGAGCUACCUGGAUGAGAGUCAGAGACUACCAGAGAUCCAGCAGUCCCGUUUUCUGUACUGCCACGGAGAGCUGAAGAACAACAAGGGCCAGCGGCUGCAUGUCUUCCUGUUUGAGCUGGCAUUGGUGCUGUCCAGGCCAGGGGAAGACAAAGAAGGGGGUCAGGUGUUCAAUGUGUACAGACAGCCUUUGCCUAAUGCCCUGAUAAAUCUGGAGGAGAUCCCUGACGGAGAGCCUGCUGGAGGGGGUUCCUUCAGGGGAGCGUUCACUGGAAAUGAUAAAGUGAAAAACUGUUUCCGUGUGAGCAGCAGAGGGCGCUCCAAAGCAAACCCUUACAGCCUGCAGGCCAACGACUCCUUCAGCAAGCAGCAGUGGAUCGGCUGUCUGCGGCAAGCCAUCGUCCAGUCCAGGGACAGGACCGCUCAGACCAGCCAGUCGCAGCUCUCCCUGCACCCUGACCCCGCCUUGUAUCACAUAGCUGAGCUCAGCCUCAGCUCAGACACAGACAUGGCGGACCACACCAGCCGCUGAAUGUUUGUAGACUGAACACCAGAAGGCCUUUGGAGGGUCUAAAGAUCUGUACAUUGACUUUGUAGGAAUUAAAAAAAUGGACUUUAAGAAAGAUUAUUGUGGUUAGACACUUGCAUUGCAUUCACAACAUGGCUGGCUUUCUGUUCUUGUAUUUGUUGAUGGACAGUAUGAUUGUGAUGAAAUGUGUUACACAGCUUUAACAGUAUUAUUGAAUGUAUGAAGUUACUUUGUUGUCAUUGUUGUCUUUUUUUUAAUAAACUGACGAUCAAAAGUG
This is a messenger RNA of Notolabrus celidotus (New Zealand spotty), 2209 nucleotides long. RefSeq names its product Rho guanine nucleotide exchange factor (GEF) 3, like (gene arhgef3l). Gene Ontology annotation, biological process: positive regulation of Rho protein signal transduction; intracellular signal transduction. The coding region runs from base 373 to 1935 and encodes 520 amino acids. Gene Ontology annotation, molecular function: guanyl-nucleotide exchange factor activity. Lineage: Eukaryota; Metazoa; Chordata; Actinopteri; Labriformes; Labridae. The transcript is spliced from 13 exons. The record is from RefSeq and is a predicted model, not a curated record.